Messenger RNA from Oncorhynchus masou masou (cherry salmon), 1231 nucleotides. RefSeq names its product muscle-specific beta 1 integrin binding protein 2 (gene mibp2). The transcript has 8 exons. Gene Ontology annotation, cellular component: cytoplasm. NCBI's taxonomy places the organism in Eukaryota, Metazoa, Chordata, Actinopteri, Salmoniformes, Salmonidae. The coding region runs from base 253 to 903 and encodes 216 amino acids. The record is from RefSeq and is a predicted model, not a curated record. Gene Ontology annotation, molecular function: ribosylnicotinamide kinase activity.
CGUUGAACUGGCAGUAAGUGUAGUAGUGAGCCUAGAGCAGUUCAUUUCUCUCUUGGUGGAAGCACACAGCGAAGUGACAUCGUCCAACCUUUCACCAUAUUCUGAAAUAUGGAAGAAUCAAGUAGUUAACAUUUACUGAACCUUCUCUUUUGAAGCUUUCUUCCGUCUGAUCACUGAGUUCCUAGAGGGCUGACCGGUCCUGGUUUUUUUGACGUUUUUUGCAAGUUUCCUGAACUUUCACUGUCUGACAAGAUGAAGUGCAUUAUCGGCAUCGGAGGCGUAACCAACGGGGGAAAGACCACCCUCACCAACAAACUGAUCAAGAACCUUCCCAACUGUUGUGUGGUUCAUCAGGAUGACUUUUUCAAGCCACAAGAUCAGAUUGAAGUUGGUGAAGAUGGCUUUAAGCAGUAUGAUGGUAAGACGGGUUCUUUCUGGAAGGCUUGGGGGGUCAUCACUGCCCUCGACAUGGACGCCAUGAUGAGUACCAUCUACGCCUGGCUUGACGACCCGGUGAAGUUUGAAAGGUCGCACGGCGUCAACAACACCUUGGAUACCGAGAUUCUCCCGGAGUCUGACCACAGGGAUGAGGGAACUCACAUCCUCAUCGUGGAAGGAUUCCUGCUUUACACCUAUGGACCUUUGAUCGACGUACUGAACCAACGCUAUUUUAUUUCCAUUCCAUACGAAGUAUGCAAAAAGAGGAGGUGCUCAAGAAACUACAAGGUACCAGAUCCCCCGGGUCUGUUUGAUGGUCACGUCUGGCCCAUGUACACCAAACACAAGAUCAUCAUGGAAACAUCAGGAGUUGAUGUUGUGCAGCUAGAUGGAACUAAGUCAAAGGAACAUCUGUACAACGCUGUCUAUGAAGACGUCCUGAACAACAUCCAGAAGUGUCUGUAAGCAGCAAAGGUCAGUCUAUCAGCUGAGAGAAGGCUAUAUCUGUGCAGGAGGAGAGGAGAGGGAGAGGUGUGCCUUGCCUUAAACAUUUCUACGUCUUUCUGGCCUGCAGCUAGCAACACACUUUCUACCAGCUGCUGCUGCCACCGUGUCAUUACUAUUUUGUAGUGUAAAUUAUUCCCUGGCGUUAUAUGCAGGCAUGGUUUUAUAUCCUCCAUAUUUAUUUCUUUGUUACGAGCCACCAGGCAGUCGGUCACAGAGAUGACAGUAGAACAGAGGGUUGGUUGCAGCUCAAAGCAUAACACCAAUAAACAGUCCUCCUGCUAAAACA